This is a messenger RNA of Acaulospora morrowiae, 222 nucleotides long. The record is from the annotation of a GenBank genome assembly. Lineage: Eukaryota; Fungi; Glomeromycota; Glomeromycetes; Diversisporales; Acaulosporaceae.
AUGGACAAUUCAGUAUCUAUAGAUUUUGCAAACUUACUGGAAAAUCCUGAAGAUUAUAACAUAAAAAUUUUAGUCGGUGAAGAACCAAACGUCAAAGAAUUUAAGGCACAUAAGUUUAUCUUAGUUAGUAGAUCAGAUUAUUUCCAAAGAGCAUUAUCUUCACAAUGGGAAAGAGCGGAAAACGGAAUUAUUGUUUUCAAAAAACCUAAUAUUUCGCCUUCG